Messenger RNA from Neurospora hispaniola, 357 nucleotides. RefSeq lists its product as uncharacterized. The transcript has 2 exons. The record is from RefSeq and is a predicted model, not a curated record. NCBI's taxonomy places the organism in Eukaryota, Fungi, Ascomycota, Sordariomycetes, Sordariales, Sordariaceae. The coding region runs from base 1 to 357 and encodes 118 amino acids.
AUGGCCAAAGCUCACCGUGGCGACAAGAUCCUCAACGGCCGCACUCACUGGCAGGAUUGGGACCCUAGGUUCAUGUCAGCGGGGCAGCGGAAGCCCGAUGAUGCUCUAGUCGAUGAACCGGAGCCUCGCGAUCGGUUGAUACCCGUCACUAUCAAGACAGAGGCAGAGACAGUUAGCCUCAAGACAGAGUCGCAGCCGGUCACUGUCAAGAUGGAGACGAAACCGGCGAACGUCAAGACAGAGUCGCAGCCGGUUAGGAUCAAGAUAGAGGAGCUGGUUACAUUCAAGACAGAGCCAGAUACCGAGGGCUCUGGCAUUACGGUUCCAUCAGGGUUUGAGAUGCCUACAAAUCCUUAA